Messenger RNA from Dendroctonus ponderosae (mountain pine beetle), 5460 nucleotides. Its product is annotated as vitellogenin. Gene Ontology annotation, molecular function: lipid carrier activity. The transcript has 7 exons. The coding region runs from base 2 to 5374 and encodes 1790 amino acids. Lineage: Eukaryota; Metazoa; Arthropoda; Insecta; Coleoptera; Curculionidae. Gene Ontology annotation, biological process: lipid transport. The record is from RefSeq and is a predicted model, not a curated record.
AAUGGUCUGUGCUUUUGGGGUAAGAUCACACUCUGCGGCUGUGUUCGUAUCAGCAAUGUGGUCCCAAUUAGCUUUGUGUGUAUUUGUGGGUCUGGCGUACGCCUCAGCCAACCCAACAUGGAAGGAUAAUACCGAAUACGUUUACUCGGUUAACGGACGAACUCUAAGUAGCUUACAAGAAGCCGCUGCUGAAUAUUCUGGAAUUUUCUUGAAAGCUAAGUUGCAUAUGUGGAUCCGCCCUGAUGGAAAACUGCAAGGAAAAGUGACUGAUUCUAAAUAUGCCCAAAUCCAAAGUCACCUGCCCAAUGGCUGGAAGGAGGACGUUCCCAAUUCCAAGUUGAGCUUCAAACCUUUGGGUCUUAGUGAAAAACCUUUCCAAAUGAAUUUGGAAAAUGGUUUGAUCACAGACCUGGAGGCUGAACGAGAACUCACCAACUGGGAGGCCAAUAUUAUCAAGAGUAUUGUGAGCCAGUUCCAGAUGGAUAUUCAAGGCAAAAAUGGAAACCCUGAGCGUUUUGACGCCGUUUUCAAAACCAUGGAAGAAACCGUAACUGGAAAAACUGAGACUAUUUACGAAAUCCACCCCUUGCCAGAUUAUUUGAUCCAAAGUCAACCUUGGUUGGCUCCACAGCAGAAAUUGGGAGAAGGUGGUUAUAUUGUCGAAAUCAACAAAUACAAAAACUACAGCAACUCUGAAGUAAAGCAAUCUUACCAUCAUGGAUUUGGUGACAUGAAAGACGUUGAUCCAGCAUCUAACAAAAUGGGAGAAUUCUUCAUUAGAGAAUCUUCCUCCCGGGCAAUCAUCACAGGAAAGCCUUCACGACACGUCAUCCAAAAUUCUUACACCAUCAACAAGAUGAUGGUCAACCCUGAUUUGAAGAAUAAGGAAAUGGGAUCUGUUGUCAGCAUGGUUAAUGUGACAUUAUCGGAAGUGAACGAAAGAACCAGUUAUCCAGACCUUGAACGACCAAAACCUAUCGGAAACUUGCUGUACGUUUUUGAAAAGUCUUUUGACGCCAUCAGCAAACAAGACAGCAUGGGAGAUAGUAGUUCCAGCGAAGAAACCACUGAAGGUAACUGGAGAAGAAUGCGUCGUUCUCUUGGCAUGUCAUCAUCAGAAGAAGAUGCCCAAAAACAGUCCAAAACACAUAUGUCGCAAGCUCUUGCAUCUCCACUUCUUCUUUCAAUGUCAGACCUUGGUAAAUCUAUGAAGAGAGACACUGACUUCGACAUUAAACACAACGUCGAAAUUCUCGCCGAAGAAAUCUGCAAAGAAAUGCAGCAGCCUGAAGAGAUCUUGGCUAAGGCAACUUUGAACAAAUAUACAAUCCUCAGCACUCUUGUUCGUCUUAUGGAUGAGGAUCAGAUCAAUUCUGUGGCUGAACAGUUGUACUCUGAAUCCCAGAAUAGUGAUAACAGUCCAUGGCCUGUAUAUCGCGAUGCCGUAGCUGAAGCAGGAACUGAACCAGCCUUCUCUAACAUCGAGAAAUGGAUUAAAUCCAGUAAAAUUCAAAAGCGUGAAGCUGCCGACGUUGUUGCUACGAUGGCCCAAGAAGUCCGUGCUCCAACUGAAACCUACAUGCGCAAUUUCUUUGACUUAUUAAAGAGCGCUGAAGUGCAAAAGCAAGCCCAUUUGAACGAAAGCGCUAUUCUAUCGUUCACCAACUUGGUACACAGAGUGUACGGCAACCGAAAUGAGUCCAACAACCAGUUUGCAGUCAAUGCCUAUGGAAGCUUCUUCACCAAGAGCGGAAGGACCUUUGCCGAAUCCACAGUGAUCCCAUACCUAUCCGAGCAGCUGCAAUCCGCAGUUUCUUUAGCUGAUUCCUACAAGAUUCACCUCUACAUUCGUGCUCUUGGAAACGUUGGACACAAGAAAAUUAUUGAGGCUUUCCAACCCUACUUGGAAGGCGAGAAAAAAGUGUCUCAAUUCCAGCGCAUGUGGAUUGUAGCUUCUCUAGACAGACUCGUUUCCGACAACCCAGCUGCUGUCCGUCCUGUUCUGCACAAAAUCUAUCAAAACACUGCUGAGGUACCAGAGGUUCGCGUCAUUGCUGUACACCAGCUCGUAAGGACAAACCCACCAGCUGAAAUGCUCCAUCGCAUGGCCCAAUACACCAAAACCGAUUCCCAAGAGAAAGUUAACGCUGCAGUUAAAUCUGCCAUUGAAUCAGCCAGUAAUCUGGAAUCGCCCAGAUUCGCAGCUUUGAGAAACGCUGCCCAAACAGCCAAGCACCUCCUUACCACGAAGCAAUAUGGAGCUGACCAAAGCUACUUAGCAAUUCAAGAUCACAUGAUACGUGAAAUGCAAGUUGAGAUCGAACAUCAGUUGCUGGAAGUUGGUAGCCAAGACAGCCAUUGGCCGAAGAUUCUCGACUUUAGCCUCAAUGCCGAUAUGAGUGGAAUGAAGAUGCCCACUAUCACGGCCCAGGGCAUUCUUUCCAGCAUGAAGGACGCUACUAACGUUUUUAAGCAAACAACUGCAGAAUACCAACAAAAUAAAAACCAGAGAUCUGAGCAAGCAAAUAACGACGGUCCUUUGUCCAGUGCGCAAAUUGCCAAGAAGCUUAAAUACAAUUUCGAGGAACGGGAACAGCUAGAGUCGGUGAUUUUGGCCCAAUUCGGCUUCAUUGAGAAACUGUGGUCUGUGAACAACCAAACCAUUGACGAGUUGCCUGAAUUUAUCCGCCAACAAGAAGACGCGUUGAAGAAAGGAAAGAAUUUCAGUUACUCCAAGAUCAAGAGACUGCAUGAGCUGUCACUCUACUUCCCCACUGAAAUGGGUAUUCCAUUCUUGUUCUCCUAUGAAGUGCCUACACUAGUGAAAUUCGAAGGAAAGAUCAAAGGUUCUUCCACUCCUAGCAUUUCCCAGUCCAACCAAUUGCAGAAGCCUGAAAGGAUCAAUGCUGAAAUCGACGCUUACAUGACCAUCAGCGCGAAAGUCCAAAGCCAACUGUCCUUGAUAACUCCAUUCGAUCAACGGAUUUACUCCGCAGGUUUCGACAAAAACAUUCAGGUCCACGUGCCAGUUAAGGCUAACGCAGAUAUCGACGUUAAGAACAAGGAAAUGAAGAUCGAAUUUGACGUUCAAGAAAAGCAUAACAACGCCCGUGCUUUGCAUUACAGUACUUGGCCAUACACUUCCCGAAGUGGUGUGCUCGACAUCGCACCAAUUCCUUUGAGGCCCAACACUCUCGUGAUUAAGCGCGAUGUUCAACAACACAGAUCUAUUGAUGCUACCUUCGGCAAAAGCCAAACUGGAUUAGCUUUCCGACUAUGGGGACACCAUCCCGUCCAGUCCUUAACUUUGGGAGACUUGCAUAAAGCAUGGCAAUCCAAGAACCUGAACCACUUAUGGAGCAUCGUGUGGGAUCAAUCCGCAAUUGAGUUCACUGAAAUUAACGUUGCGUAUGUUCCAAGCCAAUCGACUGUCCGCAAAGCCACUUUCCGUGUCCGAUUUGAGCAAGACUACAAAAAGAAGCCUGCGAACGCACAAGAAGAAGGGUUCCUUUCUCUGCAGCAAUUGGCCAACAAAAUCGACAGCGAUAAGGCCCAAAACCGUCAACAGGAAGUCAUGAAGACCGCUGGUUCAGGCAUUCAAAGCGCUGAUUUGUCCAGCUCCGAUAUUUCGGUAGAAUUUGAAGGCGACCAGCAAUUCCAACACAUUUGCGGAUAUGCGUAUGCCAAGAGCAACGCUGACCCAGCAUCCAGAGCUAUUCUCUACUACCACAACAAGCAACAAAACAAACAAUUCGCUUUUGAAGUGAAAGGACGUGUGGCCAACACUAACGCAUUGGACCUGACUGAAUCUUUGAAUGUUGAACCUUCAGCCAAAUACGCCAUGCGCUCCCAAUAUGGAGACGCUAGUGAACACAUCAACAAUGUUGUAAAGGUAUCUGCCGAAGUUAAAAUGCAGAGAAGCAAAGCCCGCAAGGAAUAUCUGACGGAACAAGAGCCUUUGUAUGCUGUGUGCAAGUCAGAGAUGCAACAAGGCAACUUCCAGCUUGCCGCCUGCUUAAACAUGACUCUUCAGGCCAACUUCCUUGAUGAUGUUCAAUUCAGGAUUGAGCACCAAAACCUGAAUAAACGUUUCGCUCGAACUGUCCAGCAAGCUUUCCAAGGAAUCGUCGUCUACAAUUACCCCAUGACUGAAGAGCAAACUGCCCCCUCUGAAGGUGAGAACGUUAUUGAAGGCAAAGUCCAGUUCCAACCAGAGGACUUCAGACAAGCAAACAUUACUUUGACUGCUGACGACCAGGAAACUAAGUUCAUCAACAUUUCCACCCGCUCCCAAAUUGUAAAGGCCAUCUUUGUACAACAUCCAGUCUACCAUCUUCGGUCCAGGAUCGGCGGCUUAAUCAAAGCUCACCCAACCAUCAGACCAAGCUGUGUCAUCGACCAAACUGCUGCCCAAACCUUCUCCAACAAAACUUACCAACUGUCUAUCGGCCAACAACAAACCGUUGUUCUGCAAUAUAUCCCUAAGGACGCUCCUUUGGAGAAAAACCACCAACAUAGCGUAGAAGAGCAACUGAGAAAGCAAAUUGAAAACUACGUGGUUUUGACGCGUCAAGUCCCUAAUAAGAAAUACAGAGAAGUGCUCAUUUCAUUCAACCAUCCGAAAUCUCAGGGCAAAACUGUUGAAGUGAAAUUGGAGGCCAUCCAAACAUCCCCUUCAAACCCAGCCGCAAUCGUCAAAGUUGAUGGGCAACAGGUCCACUUUGAUGAUAAGAAUAUUGCUGAUCUCUACGAUGGAUUUGUUCAGAUCUACUCUUUGCCUAAUGGAGAAGUUAAAGUUGAAAUCAGAGAUGCAUUCUAUGUGAUCUUUGAUGGAAAACGUAUGAGAAUAACCGCCUCUAGCGACAAGCUGUUCGAUUCUACCUUCGGUUUGUGCGGCCGUUUCAGCGGAGACGUAAAUGAAGACUUCACCGUUCCACAGAAAUGCGUUGUCAGAGACGCACAAUUCUUUGCUCAAAAUUACCAAGUAGAAAACCGAAACCAACGACGCAGCUACCGCUCUGGAGAAUGGUCUCAAGAAUGCGUGGAAAAAGUCCUGCCUUUAUACACUAACGUAGUUUCUGAGAAUAAGUUAUCAAGGUCCAAACAAGGACUUAGGAGCCAACAAAGCGGUACCAAGUUGAGAUCUCGCUAUGUGGAAGAAAAUGGUGAGCUCUGCUUCUCUCUUCGUCCACUUCCCGUCUGCAAUGGACGUGCUCGCAACACCGUCUCCAAGAACGUUCCUGUUCACUGCCUUCAGGGAACCAAGACUGCCUACUACCUUAAAUCUCAAAUUGAUCAAGGAGGCAACCCCGACUUCAGCCGCAAGCCCGAAACCAAGACGGUCCGCAUGGAAGUACCUGUGCAGUGCGACUGAACAACAACAUCUAUAUAUUUUUAGUUGUAGAACGAACAUACCAGAAAAUGUAAAAAAAUCUAAGUAAAUUAAAUGGCUUUAUAGUA